AUGUAUGGUUUGGUUCCGAUUCACGGCGUGAAUUGGCCAUUUGGAGAUUAUGAGAGUUUGGAACCUUAUAAUCAAAUGCCGUGCGAACAGUCUUGUUUGAACGAUUGUUUGUGUGACGUUGCCAUAUUUAGCAAUACAACAUGUUGGAAGAAGAAACUGCUGCUGUCUAAUGGGAAAUUCGAGUUUGCAGUUGCUAUUUUCAAAGUAAGGAAAGACAGUGUUCCACUUUCCAACUCAAAGAAAGACGAGCGAAUUCUCUUGUGGAGCUCCGGGUUUGCCAACAUUCUCUUACUAGUCGUAAUUUCCCUAAUGUUUUUCUCAAUUCGACGGAAAAGAUCAAGAAAGGCCGUACAUAAUUCAAGUGUUCCCGAAACAAAUUUGCAUCUUUUCACUUUCGAAGAGCUCAAGGAAGCGACAGAAGGGUUCAAGGAUGAAUUAGGGAGGGGUUCUUUUGGGAUUGUUUACAAAGGUGUACUGAAAUUUGGUUCAAAGAAACAAGUUGCGGUCAAGAAGUUGGACAAGUCAACACAAGAAGGAGAGAGGGAAUUCAAAGCCGAUGUGAGUGCAAUUGGGAAAACCCAUCACAAGAAUCUAGUCCAACUGCUCGGCUAUUGUCAAGAGGGGCCUCACAGGCUUCUAGUGUACGAGUUCAUGAGCAAUGGAAGUUUAGCAAAUUUCCUCUUCAGCCUUCCAAGACCUGAUUGGUAUCAAAGGACUCAAAUGGCUCUAGGGAUUGCAAGAGGACUAGUUUACUUGCAUGAAGACUGUAAUGCGCCAAUCAUCCACUGCAAUAUAAAGCCUCAAAACAUACUAAUUGACCAAAAUUUCACAGCACGAAUUUCUGAUUUUGGAUUGGCAAAAUCAUUAUUGCUCAACCAAACUCAAACUCAUACUGGGAUAAGGGGAACUCGAGGAUACGUAGCUCCAGAAUGGUUCAAAAAUGUACCCGUGACAGUGAAAGUGGAUGUCUACAGUUUCGGUGUCAUGUUGCUAGAGAUCAUUUGUUGUAGAAAGAUAAAGGAGUUUGGGGAAGAAGAAAAAGCAAUACUCACAGAUUGGGCUUAUGACUGCUAUAUGAAUGGGAGACUUGACAUUUUGGUGGACAAUGACGAGGCUGCCAUCGAAGAUAACGUGCCCCUGAGCUGGUGGAUCUUGACAGCAAUCUGGUGUGUACAAGAGGAUCCUUCAAAAAGGCCUACAAUGAAGAUCGUAACACAAAUGUUAGAGGGAUACGUUGAUGUUCCUAUUCCCACUAGCACUUCUUUCAGCUAUUCAUCUUCAUGA
Messenger RNA from Camellia sinensis, 1284 nucleotides. RefSeq names its product G-type lectin S-receptor-like serine/threonine-protein kinase LECRK3. Gene Ontology annotation, biological process: protein phosphorylation. Lineage: Eukaryota; Viridiplantae; Streptophyta; Magnoliopsida; Ericales; Theaceae. Gene Ontology annotation, molecular function: protein kinase activity; ATP binding. The record is from RefSeq and is a predicted model, not a curated record.